UCACAACAACAACAUCUCGAGAUAGUGUUUGCUAUCUGAUGCUCAAAUUCAGUUAUUAAAGUAAUCAGUGUUCGUUUUUUCGAUUGGUGGUUUGAUUAAUCAGCACAGCUCAACUCGUGAAAAUGGACGCGAAAAAUCAUCCGAUAGUUUCGACGAAAUACGGCCCAGUUCGAGGUAUUCAAAAGACUGCUGCUACCGGUGUAGACUAUUAUAGUUUUCAGCGCAUUCCUUACGUGAAAUCUCCGAUUGGAGAGUUGAGAUUCAAAGAUGCUUCGCCACCAACGCCUUGGGUGGAGACUUUGGAUUGUACCGCACAAGGACCGGGCUGCUAUCAGUACAGUAAAUUGCAGAACAAAAUAAUCGGCAGUGAAGAUAGCUUGCAUAUGAAUGUUUUCACCAAAAAUCUGGACAAAAAUAACCUAUUGCCAGUGCUCCUGUAUAUCCAUGGAGGAGCAUUUAUGCGUGGUUCUAGUGGGGUUGAAAUGUACGGUCCGGAUUAUCUAAUCCAGAAGGACAUUGUAUAUGUCAACUUCAAUUACCGAAUCGGUGCACUUGGAUUCAUUUCUUUUAGCUCCCCCGAACUAGGGUUGCCGGGUAACGCAGGAUUGAAGGAUCAGAAUCUAGCCCUCCGAUGGGUGGUUGAGAAUAUUGCUAACUUUGGAGGUGACCCGAACAACAUUACGCUUUUCGGUGAAAGUGCCGGAGGUUGUUCCGUCCACUAUCACAUGGUUUCCGAUCAGUCGAAGGGUCUUUUCCAACGUGCCAUCGUCAUGUCCGGGUGUGUUUUGAAUUACUGGUCAGUGAUCCCACAGCGACAGUUCAGUGAACGACUUGCUACUGCACUAGGAUGGAACGGUCAAGGAGGCGAAAAAGGUGCUCUGGAUGUUCUCAUGAAGGCAGAUCCGGUUGAGAUUGUUCGGCAGCAAGAGAGUAUUUUAACGGAGAAUGAACUUGAAAAUCGAAUUCUUUUUGGUUUCGGACCAGUUAUUGAACCGUACGCUAAAGACAAUUGUUUUAUUCCAAAAGACCCAUUGACAAUGACUCGGGAAGCUUGGAGUAAGGAUAUAGACAUCAUUAUUGGUGGAAACUCUGAAGAAGGACUUUUCUGUUUAAGUGGAAUCAAAGAAAAGCCAUCAAUAAUGAGUAAUUUAAAGGAUUUCCAAUAUCUGGUGCCACUGGAUUUGAAUCUGGUGCGAACUUCCCAGCGUUGUAAAGAGCUUGGAUUAAGGUUGAAAAAGUUCUAUUAUGCAGAUAGUGACCCAUCUUUCGAAAACCGAGACGGUUAUCUAACGUUAAUGUCAGAUAAGCUGUUUUUGCAUGGAAUUCAUCGUACUAUCUACUCUCGAAUCAAAACCAAGAAAAAUGCUAACACUUACGUUUAUCGAUUCUCGGUUGAUUCGGAUACUUACAAUCAUUACCGAAUAUAUUUUUGUGACAAAAAUGUUCGUGGCACUGCCCACGCCGAUGAUCUUUCCUACAUCUUCAAGAACGCCUUCAACGACGCUCCACCGAAAGAUUCAUUCGAAUAUCGAGUUAUGAUGAAAAUGGUUGAUUUGUGUUCUACAUUUGCCUCAAACAAUGGCAAUCCUAAUGGAGUGGCUACUAGCGAAUGGAAACCGGUCGGUAGCGAAAUUGGUCCUUACAAGUGUCUCAACAUCGCGAACGAUGGACUAAAGUUUAUUGAUUUUCCGGAAACGAAACGAAUGGAACUGUGGGAUUCGUUGUACCCUAAAGAUCAACUUUAUUGAAUUUCCCGAUAUAAACCCAUACAUAGUAAUACAUAUAAACGUUUAGUGAAGUUUGAAA
Malaya genurostris is the source of this 1806-nucleotide messenger RNA. Its product is annotated as esterase B1-like. NCBI's taxonomy places the organism in Eukaryota, Metazoa, Arthropoda, Insecta, Diptera, Culicidae. Bases 123 to 1748 code for a protein of 541 amino acids. The record is from RefSeq and is a predicted model, not a curated record. The transcript has 7 exons.